Molecule: messenger RNA, 1629 nt
Organism: Pocillopora verrucosa
Lineage: Eukaryota; Metazoa; Cnidaria; Anthozoa; Scleractinia; Pocilloporidae
Biological process (GO): oligosaccharide biosynthetic process; protein N-linked glycosylation
Cellular component (GO): Golgi stack; Golgi membrane
Molecular function (GO): alpha-1,6-mannosylglycoprotein 2-beta-N-acetylglucosaminyltransferase activity
Source: RefSeq, a predicted model, not a curated record
UUCAUAAUUCCACGCUUGGUUCAAAUUCUCAGACAGCCUUCACGCAUUUUCAAAGUACACAGCGGCCAUCAGUUUGUUUUCGAUGGAACAUUAUAUUCCAAAGUUUCUUCUUUGAAUUCUCAAAGAUACGAAGACAAGAUGGGUAAAUUUAUUAGCCAGAACAUGGCACAAAUCCGAUCGAAGUUUGUACUGACACGUCACCCUGGUGUGUUCGAAAAUUACGCUAUCGUGAUUUAUGGAUAACUUUUCUUCGAAGCUCGAAGCGGUGGAAUCUACCGUUGGAAUCGUAUUGGAUAACUAAUUCACCAUGGCUUUGACACUGAUUCUGAGGAGAACUUUCAGAUGUCGAUCAUUCAAAAGAACAGUGAUAUUUGCGGUUGUCAUCUUGGUUCAAGUGUGGUUGGCAAUUCCGGUUCUUUUCGGACAGCGCGGGGACAUUUGGCCGCAAAAAUUCGAUAUUGUUUUUCCUCAGAAUUUCCAAGCCCCUUUUGUCCCUCUGGUUAUUUUUAGCUCCUACAGACCAAAGUAUUUGGAAAGGACAUUGGAGUCAAUAUCCUCGUCUGGGAGUAUCGUUCCUUCUACUCCGUGUUUGUUCAUUCUCCACCACACUAAGGCCUCAUCAAUGGAGGACAUAAAUGAGACGUACAAGGUCCUUGGUAAAAUCACAUUUUGUAGAAAACUUGUGUGGACGUUUGGAAAUGAGGAAGAAGAACGUAGCCCAGAAGUCUUAAAGACUCAUUGGUGGAAUACUAUGAUAAAAGUAUUUGAUGAACAUGAUGCGUUCCAGUUAAAGCACAAUGAAACUUUCAGUGGAGAUGUACUGUUCGUUGAGGAUGACUUAGUUGUUGCACCAGAUUUUAUGGAAGUGAUGUGGUACUCCCUCCUUGUCAAAAACUCUGUCCCCAACAUCCACUUUAGCACACUGCAAGGUGUAGGAGAAGAGAAUUUAGUAGAUCAUCAACCAGAUGCCUUUGUUGUGAGCGAGGUGCCACUUGUUCAAAGCAUUGGUUAUGCAUUUAACACGUCAAUGUGGGAGUAUAUCAAGACAUUUCAGGAGGAUGCUUUAGGACAUGCCGAAAAAGACUGGCCCCUUUAUCUAGGUUUAAUGCUUCUGUACAAUAGGAAUUCAACAAUUUUCAGGAUUGUUUCACCAACCAUAAGUCGUAUCUGGCAUGUAGGUGAUAAUGAUCUUGGUUCCAGUGCUGAUCCUGGUGCAAGCAGUAAAUAUAAACCUGAUCAACUUCCUCCAUGGAAACGUGCUCGAGAGCGGCGCUAUCUUAACAGAGAUAAGGCAAAUGUUUUACCAGGAGUCAGAGACAUGCAUGGACGACUGUGCCAUCCAUGUGAAAUGGAGUCAAGGACGUACAAAUUUUCUCGGGGAAGCUAUAACUGCCGUUGUCUUUGUCCAACAAGUAAUUUACAGAAAUACGUCAAUUGGCAAAUGGCAGCAUUUGUGCCAGAUGUCAAUCAAGGAAUGCAUUGUACUCUGGUGUCACAUUUGAUGACAAUGGUUGUGUUUGUAUUUGUUGGUAUUUUGUUGUUUGUUUAUUUGAUGUCCUCACGCUGAUCAUUCCUCCAUAUAGCGUUAAAAAAAAAAAAAUCUUGGAAUGAAUAAAGAUCAAUUCAGUA